UCCCCUCUCUUUCUCUACCCUUCUUUAAAAAAUCUAACGGCUUUAAUUUGAAUUUCUCUCUCUCUCAAUAAACGCGCACUUCCUGUCCCAUUAUUUAUUACGGAACAAACACAUAGACACCCAUCUCGGAUUUACAUGAUUCUUCUUCUUGAUUAGGCGGCCAUUUCCCACCGUCUUCCUCUCCGGUGGUGGCGUUAGGGUGUCUGCAGUCUUCGUCUCUUCAAUUAAUGAAGUUUUGAUCUUUGAUUUAAGGUAGCUGGCACUCCCCUUUUCUGUUUAGGCACAUUGUUCUGAUCUAUGUAUCUGUUACUAGAAAGGAGGGGUCUUGUUUUGAACUUGUUUGAUUUAGGAUUUAUGAGUGUUUGUGUGUUAUGUAAUGAAAGGAGGUGUCUUUCUUGUUUAGAGAAACGUAAAUUAUUGGGGUUUUAUUUUUGCCCGAAUGUGUGAUCAGGAUUAUUUCCUUCAUUACAUACUCUUCCAUUUUAUUGUUUUGCCUUGUAUGAAUUCAUGACAGUCUGUAACUUUGCUCUGUUGGUUAAGUUAUUCACCUCCAUCAGAAACCUUGAAGAACAAAAACCAGAAGAUCCAGUGAGAAACAGGAUUUGGAUGACUAGCCAGACCAACAUGGCUUCAGGGAAUCCCUUUUUUGAUGACGUGCGGAUCAAACCUGAGGUUAUUGAUCCUCCUCAAAACGAAGACAUGAUGGAUACUGAAACUCUGAAUGAUCCUACUCAAACAGCUAUAAAGCCUAAUUUGACCGUAUCAAGCAGUGUUCGUGAACUGUUGGAGUGCCCUGUGUGCUUAAAUGCAAUGUACCCUCCUAUUCAUCAGUGUUCAAAUGGCCAUACAUUAUGUUCUGGUUGCAAGCCCAAGGUGCACAACCGGUGCCCAACUUGCAGGCAUGAACUUGGUAACAUUAGGUGUCUUGCAUUAGAGAAGGUGGCUGCAUCCUUGGAGCUUCCAUGUAAAUAUCAGAGUUUUGGGUGCAUUGGCAUAUAUCCAUACUACAGCAAGCUCAAACACGAAUCCCAAUGCUCAUAUAGGCCAUAUAACUGUCCUUAUGCUGGAUCUGAGUGCACUGUCAUUGGUGAUAUUCCAUAUCUUGUGGCACAUCUUAAAGAUGAUCACAAAGUUGACAUGCAUAAUGGCUGUACUUUCAACCAUCGUUAUGUCAAAUCAAAUCCACAUGAGGUUGAGAAUGCUACGUGGAUGCUAACGGUCUUCAGUUGCUUUGGCCAGUAUUUCUGCCUGCACUUUGAAGCAUUCCAGCUAGGAGUGGCUCCUGUGUACAUAGCAUUCUUGCGGUUUAUGGGUGAUGACAAUGAGGCAAAGAACUACAGCUAUAGUCUUGAAGUGGGUGGAAAUGGGAGGAAGCUGACUUGGCAAGGGGUGCCAAGGAGCAUAAGGGACAGUCAUCGCAAAGUUCGUGACAGUUUUGAUGGUCUCAUAAUCCAACGCAGUAUGGCGCUGUUCUUCUCAGGUGGAGACAGGAAGGAAUUGAAGCUCCGAGUGACUGGAAGGAUUUGGAAAGAACAGUGAUGGGACCUAUCUGUUCAUGGUUCAUGACAUUUCAUUUCGUUCUACUUCAGUGUCCUAGCAAGUUUACUCUUCGUAGUUUUGCAAGUCUUGUGGUCAUGUAUUUUCAGGAUUGCAGGAGGCAAACUCUCUUUGCUCAUCCUUGCAUCAAAUGCAUGAACGGCAAGACUUAACUAUUAUGUCGAUAUGAGUUUACUGUCAUCUAUAGUCAUUAAUUAAAUUAAACUCUAUUAUGAUCAUUUAGGAUAUUUUUUUUCUUCGUUUCGUUGGUUCCAUUGUUGGAUGUCUAUUG
Rubroshorea leprosula is the source of this 1828-nucleotide messenger RNA. The record is from the annotation of a GenBank genome assembly. NCBI's taxonomy places the organism in Eukaryota, Viridiplantae, Streptophyta, Magnoliopsida, Malvales, Dipterocarpaceae.